AUGACCCACAUGAUUGACGAUAAAUAUAACAUUCUUUCGACACAACUGAAACUAAAAAUACAAGAAGUAGAAGCACUAUCUUUAACUGCAGAUGUUUGGACUGACUCGCAUAAUAGUCAAAGCUACUUAGGCUUAACUGGUCAUUGUAUUUAUGAAAGUAAAUUAUUGAGCAUAGUUUUUGGUGUAACUGCUCUAACAGAACCACACAAUGCUGACUACUUAGCACAAGUAAUUAUCAAUAUGACGGAAAAAUGGGGCAUCACAAGUAACAAUGUGGUAGCGUUUAUCACGGACAAUGGCGCUAAUAUCGUUAAAGCUGUCACAAAUGUUUAUGGCAAAAAUAAACACAUGCCAUGUUUUGCCCAUACAUUAAACCUAGUAGCAUCAAAACCAUUUGACAAUAAGGAUGGACUGGAAGAAGCCAAGAAUUUACUAACAGCUGUCAAAGAUAUUACCACAUAUUUUAAACAUAAUACAUAUGCUGCUGAUUCUUUAAAGAAAGCUCAGGGUCAUCAAACAAAGCCUUUGGGGCUUGUUCAGUCUGUGUGUACCAGAUGGAAUUCUGUUUUUUAUCAAUUGGAACGAUUUGUUGAGUUAUCCGAAAUAAUUGCGCCAAUAUUACUCAAGUAUCCUAAAGCGCCAACAAUGCUAACUGCACAGCAGUUAGAAUUUAUAAAAGAUCUUAUAAAUAUAUUGAGACCAUUAGAAGUAAUAACUAAAGAAAUAUCGGGAGAAGACUACGUUACAGCCAGUAAAAUUAUACCCAUCGUGUCUUGUCUGACUGAAACAUAUAAUAAAAUGAAAAAUUCAACGGAUAUUGGUGUUAAAACAAGGACUUUAAUUGUGGACGGCUUGAAGAAAAGAUUUGGAAAUGUUGAACAAGUUCAUUUGUUAGCUGCUGCGACCAUUUUAGAUCCUAGAUUUAAAAAAAAUCAUUUUACUGACCAUGUAGCCUGUUCUCGAGCGAUAAAUAAAAUAAACACUUCAAUUUUGGAUAUUACACGACAAUCACUUCCACAAAAUAAUAGUGAGGAAGUCGACGCCAUAGAAAGCACUGAUAAGGAUAUGAAAAACGGAAUAUGGGAUUUUCAUAAGUUGCUUGUGAAAAAGCAACUCUCUUUAUGCAAUGCACUUGCACAGGAAAAUCAAGGUUUAAAUGAAGAAUUCAAACAUUAUUUAUCGCAGGCAGUUGUGCACCUGAAGUAUGAUCCUGUACUUUACUGGCAAGAGCUCCAUUUAUCAUCACGUUCACCCAAUCGCCAUGAUGUAUAUGAGUAUCGUUGA
Molecule: messenger RNA, 1284 nt
Organism: Pararge aegeria (speckled wood butterfly)
Lineage: Eukaryota; Metazoa; Arthropoda; Insecta; Lepidoptera; Nymphalidae
Product: zinc finger BED domain-containing protein 4-like
Exons: 1
Coding region: 1-1284 (427 amino acids)
Source: RefSeq, a predicted model, not a curated record